AUGGCUCAUCCACACCACAUUCCAACCUCUAGGAUGUCACCACCCCGUUUCGCCACAAACAGUGAUGCCAUUGAGGUGGGGCCUCAAUUCCCAGUGAUCAAUGACCGCACUGAGCAACAUUCAGGUUUUGAGCAACAGUCCUUCAAGAGGGCAAGAAUGAUUGGUAACAAUCGUUCUGAUGCAUUUCCGUGCCCUCCUCCUAGGGUGAUGCAGCCUCCACCUCAAUUGAACAGAGGAACUGGCCACAUUUUCUACAAGACCCGCACUUGUACCAGGUUCUCGUUCGGCAAUUGUAGGAACGGUGACAAUUGCAACUUUGCUCACGGGGAGGAGGAGCUAAGGCAGCCACCACCAAACUGGCAAGACUAUGUUGGACCGCGCAACGCACCCAAGGAGGAUCGUGUGCAGGUAGGGAACUGGGAUGAUGAUCAAAAAAUCAUCCAGAAGAUGAAGCUGUGUAAGAAGUUUUACAAUGGUGAGCAAUGUCCUUAUGGUGAGAAGUGUAGUUUUCUUCAUGAAGAUCCUGCUAAGUUUAGGGCUGAUUCUUGGAAAUCAAGAGAGUGUUCUGCAAUAAGCAUUGGGACUGUUGGUUCCCCAAAGUCUUUUGGGGAUGGUUCUGAUAACUUGGAAGGCAAUAGUGGUGUGACAAAGCAACCAAGGGGCACUUAUUGGAAGACUAAGCUGUGUACCAAGUGGCAGAAUACUGGAAGCUGUCCCUUUGGUGAUGACUGUCACUUUGCUCAUGGAGAAGCAGAUUUACAAGCUCCUGGUGGAGGCAUUGAAGCUGAAGCUGCAGUUGCCAUAGCAAAUACUACAAAAGCUCCCGUUCCAGCUUCACCAAAAGCCUUGUCAGUUUCUGUUGCCAAUGUUGAACCUGUUGCCCUCCCAGCAAGUCUACCUGUAGCAAUGGAGGUGGAAAUGGAUGAGAAAGCUAAGAAGAUCUUGUCAAGAUCCAGAUUAAAGAACAAGAAGUUGUUUGGCCUUUAUGCUGACUGGAUCAAUGACAUAGGUCCUCUUCCCAAUCCCAACUAUCCAAGUCCAAUGGAAAAUUAAGUUUAAAAUUUUUCUCUUGGAAAACCUCUCUGCUGACAGAAUUUAUGAAACAUACAGUCACCAGUGAUGGUGAUUACAUAGAUUUUUUAUUUUUUAGUUCUUACUGGUCAUUGAUACUAUUUUAUGGUCAAAGACAUGUGCAUUUGUCA
This is a messenger RNA of Trifolium pratense (red clover), 1202 nucleotides long. RefSeq names its product zinc finger CCCH domain-containing protein 39. Bases 1 to 1053 code for a protein of 350 amino acids. The transcript is spliced from 2 exons. Gene Ontology annotation, molecular function: metal ion binding; mRNA binding. The record is from RefSeq and is a predicted model, not a curated record. Lineage: Eukaryota; Viridiplantae; Streptophyta; Magnoliopsida; Fabales; Fabaceae.